Molecule: messenger RNA, 2755 nt
Organism: Nanorana parkeri
Lineage: Eukaryota; Metazoa; Chordata; Amphibia; Anura; Dicroglossidae
Gene: SENP1
Product: SUMO1/sentrin specific peptidase 1
Exons: 17
Coding region: 23-1849 (608 amino acids)
Biological process (GO): protein desumoylation
Cellular component (GO): nucleus
Molecular function (GO): deSUMOylase activity
Source: RefSeq, a predicted model, not a curated record
CAGGGAUGACCUAAAAGUUAACAUGGAUGAAGAAAUGAAAGAAAUGGUCUGGGAGAGUGAAUACAAUUCUAAGUGUACAGCACAUUUUAAAGACUCCGCACAAGAUUCUUUCUCUACAUACAACUAUGAGUGCACUCCUGUGCUUCCUAGACGAUUUGAAAGACCUAUCAUAAAGUCCCUUCAUAAACCCCUCUUCCAUUCAGAAACAUUAAAGACAGAGACGAAAGCAAUGUCUGUUAAUACAACAUCUGCUCCGUUCGUUGAUUUCCUUCGAGCUAAACAGAAUGGCAAUGGACAUUCUUCUAUAUUCCCAGCACAGUUUGCGUUCUCUCAAAAGCAAAGACCAGCACAGAUAGCCCAUACAGAAACCCGAACAUUAAGUGGAAAGCCAAAUCACACGUUCAGUUCAGCCUUUGAGAAGUCCUUUCCUAUUAAGAAUGCCACAUGUUCAACCCCAUGGAGUACAGCUAGCCGUUGUAGCCCAAAAAAGAUGCAAAGACGACAACUUAGUACCGUAGAAGAAACUGUACGGGAAGAAGAGAAAGAACUCUAUCGACAGUUACUGCAAGCAGUGACGGGAAGAAGUUUUUUCUCUUCAAAGCCAACAUCUUUUCUCCCCUCCCAAGUAUCUCGGUGUUUAAGUUCUAGCAGUGUUUCUUUUCCACCUGUCACGUCUAGUGUGAGCUCUUUAGAGCCUUCUUUGGAUGUGGAAACUUUAUGCCAGCCAUUGUUUAGUUCAACUCCACCAGAUCAGAUAUGCAUACCACUGUUAAGUGAUACCACAAAUUUUAAACCUACCUGUGAAAACAGAGACUUGAGUAGGCACCAGCUACAUGGACAGCGGAGUCAUACCAGCCAAGGGCAGAGUGAAGAUGAAGACUCAGUCAUUGUGAUUGAUUCAGUUUGCAAAGAUGAAGAAUAUCACAGCCGACCUUUUUUGAAGGCAGAGCACUGGAUUAAAGAAAUCACCAGCGUAUUUGAUUCAAGGGCAAGAGAAAGACGGCGACUAAUAGAAGAGCAGAAAGCAAUUGCAUUAAAACUUCAAAAUCAGAGGCUGCAGGAAUGUCCUGUAAAAGACCAUAUCAAUUUGAAACUGCGCGUACCUCUUGAAAAAGAAAUCCCUGUUACGUUACUUCCAAAACCACCAGUGAGUGUCCACGAGGAGCCAGAAUUCCCAGAGCUUACACAGGAGAUGGAAAGGGAAAUUAAGUGUGCCCUAUUUGGUGGAAGUCUAGAUCAAGUGAUAAGUGAAGGUUUCCGCUUAACAAUUACUCGUAAAGAUAUCAUGACGCUUCAUAGCUUAAACUGGCUAAAUGAUGAGAUCAUAAAUUUCUUUAUGAACCUUUUAAUGGAAAGAAGUAAACGAAAAGGUUUGCCUAAAGUCCAUGCUUUCAACACAUUCUUUUUUCCAAAACUAAAAUCUGCUGGGUUUCAAGCUCUGAAGCGGUGGACAAAAAAAGUUGAUGUAUUUUCUGCGGAUAUUUUACUAGUUCCAGUUCAUCUUGGAGUUCAUUGGUGUUUAGCUGUGAUCGAUUUCAGGAAAAAAACAAUAACUUACUAUGACUCCAUGGGAGGCCAGAACAAUGAAGCAUGCAAGUUAUUACUGCAAUACCUGAAACUAGAGAGCCAAGACAAGAAAGGGGUCAGUUUUGACUGUAAUGGAUGGACUCUAAGCAGUAAAAGAAGUCAGGAAAUUCCCCAGCAAAUGAACGGAAGUGAUUGUGGAAUGUUUGCCUGCAAAUAUGCAGAUUACAUUACCAAAGAUAAGCCCAUUACCUUCACACAGCAUCACAUGCCAUAUUUUAGGAGACGAAUGGUUUGGGAAAUUCUUCAUCAGAAACUCCUUUGACUGUGUCUGUAACUUUGUUUUGCCAGAUAUUUUGUAGAGGAUUUACCUCCUCUUCUUGAAGCUAAACAUGGACCAACAAAUAUACAGUAUAUUUUUUCACUUGUUUACAGAAUAAACAUAGCACUGUUAUUUAUGACGGCUGUCUCAAAUGAAUUGCCAAGUCGUGUGGAUUUUUUAAAAUAUUUAAUACCUAAAGGAGAUUAUUCUGUAGUUAUAUGUAAAGAAAUUAAACUGGUUAAAAACUUUAUAUUAUGUGGCUGAAAAUAUCUGGAGGCAGGCAAAAACUUUCAGGUGAAUACAGGAUAUCCUUUGUCUGCACAGGCAUUAUUUGCCUUUAGAUUCUAUAUGCUAGUACUGGUUAGAGUAUUUUCAGCACAAAUAGUUCAUUCACUCAGAAAUGACUUGUACAUUGAAACAAAAACAAAACAAGUUUUCUAGAAUUAAAGCUGCAAGCUAUUGUUUUACACCAAUAUGUACUUAAAUACAAGUAACUGCAAAUGGUUUCUACUUUUUGUAUAUCUUAAGAACACACAGUGGAAUUUACUGAAAACAUAAUGGAAUGUGUGCAUCAUAUUUGUACUGGACUAUGUUAAAGUCAUCUUUGUACAUUUGUAUUAGUGUCUUUCUGUUUCCAGCCUACCUCAGUUUAUGGGCUCAUCCAAGCUGGAUAUGGGCAAGAACUGCUACUGUGCAGUGUAAAAUGACCAGCAGAUUCGAUAUUGUGUUUUGAAGACUAAGACAUAUUUUGGCAAAAUGCUAUAUAUAUAUUUUUCCCCCUAAUUUUAAGGGUGUCUUUUUGAUUGUCUUGCUGGCUGCAAAAAAAGUUUUCUAUACAAAUGUCAAAACUAUUUAAGUCAUCUGAUUUGUAUCAGCCAUCGGCUAUUUACUUGACUUUUUAUUUAAAUA